UUUGAAUCCAGAGAGCGAGAGAUAGUGGUCAGUACGACUUACAUUGUAGUGGCCUUUAACUACUAACAAGAACAACAAACAUGGCAUCUGCUCUGGAACAUUUCGUUAAUAAUGUUACGUCAUUGUCCUCACAAGGAAACUAUGGAGAAGUAGUGAAGUAUGUGAGCAAAAGCACUGAAGUUUUAGCCAAAAAUGUUGCUCAUCUGGAUACUGUUCUUGCAACCUUGCAGCCACAAAGCCAUUCUCUGGGAGUAAUGGCAGUGCUCUGUGUUAGGCUGCAGAAUACUACUCACACUGAUGCAAAUAUUGAUACCCUGCAUGCUACUGUGGCAGAAUUCAUUAGUGUCUGUGCUGAAGAACAGAUCAAAUAUGCACCUGAUAUGAUGGCAGAUCUUUGUGGAAGUUAUGCAGAUUUGUUAGUAGCAGGGAGUUGUGCCAUGCGAGGAAUAGAAGUGCUGAGCACUGCAAUUCGCAAGACUCAGGAGUCUCCGCUUCAUCUUACCUCUAUCCAUGCCCACUUGGUACACCUGUGUCUUGUAUCCAAGUGCUUUAAGCCUGCCCUUAAAUUCAUGGAUGUAGAUAUCAUGGAUAUUAGUAAGGAGCGUAAUGGUUAUGAUGUCAAGCACUUCCUCCUCUAUUACUACUAUGGGGGUAUGAUUUAUACUGCAAUAAAAAAUUAUGGAAGAGCGCAGUACUUCUUCCGUGUUUGCAUCACAACUCCUGCCUUGGCUGUCUCUCACAUCAUGCUAGAAGCUUUUAAGAAAUAUAUUCUUGUCUCUCUCAUACUUGAGGGGAAAAUUGGAAAUAUCCCAAAAUACGCCUCUUUGGUGGUAACUCGCUUCAUUAAGCCUUUAAGUCAAGUCUAUUGGGAUCUUGGAACAGCAUUUGGCACAAAUUGUCCAGACAAAGUAUGCUCUGUUAUAAAUAAAAAUCAAGAGACAUUUGCGAGAGACCAGAAUAUGGGGCUAGUGAAGCAGUGCUUAAGUGCUCUUUAUAAGAAGAACAUCCAGCGCCUCACCCGUACAUUCCUAACACUCUCUCUGGCAGAUGUGGCCAAUCGUGUUCAAUUAUCAACUCCGCAGGAAGCUCAGAAGUAUAUAUUGAAUAUGAUUGAUGAUGGUGAGAUACAUGCCAGCAUCAAUCAGCGGGAUGGAAUGGUAGUGUUUUUGGAUAACCCAGAAAAGUAUAACUCCCCCAUCAUGAUGGCGCAGCUUGAUAAAGAG
Molecule: messenger RNA, 1223 nt
Organism: Cherax quadricarinatus
Lineage: Eukaryota; Metazoa; Arthropoda; Malacostraca; Decapoda; Parastacidae
Source: RefSeq, a predicted model, not a curated record